Molecule: messenger RNA, 3636 nt
Organism: Labrus mixtus (cuckoo wrasse)
Lineage: Eukaryota; Metazoa; Chordata; Actinopteri; Labriformes; Labridae
Gene: map4k5
Product: mitogen-activated protein kinase kinase kinase kinase 5
Exons: 35
Coding region: 489-3191 (900 amino acids)
Biological process (GO): protein phosphorylation
Molecular function (GO): MAP kinase kinase kinase kinase activity; ATP binding
Source: RefSeq, a predicted model, not a curated record
CUGCGCCUCCUCACAGAUUAAACAGACUGAUGAUUUAAACAGAAGAUAAAUAACAUUAAGAGUGAUUAUCAUUAAGGAUAAAUAACAUUAAGAGUGAUUAUCAUUAAGGAUAAUUAACAUUAAGAGUGAUAUCUGCCUUUAUUAAUGAAGUUUAGCGUUAAUGUUUGAAAGCUGUCACACUCGGUCUCCUCUGACUCAACUUUAUCACACUUUCCUCAGUAACUAAAGAGCCUCCAUUUUUACUUUGUCACCGAUUAUUCGACGCCUUCGAGCCCUUACCGGCCCCGGGACCGGAUUUAAGAUGCAGACCGGGCUCCUCGGCGGUGUUUGCAGCGUGAAAGGUCAUGGAGCGAGGAGAAGAACAGUCUGAGUAAACACUGGUUCAUUAAUAUUCAGGACCUCUGCUUCAUCAGAACACCCCCCCCCCCCCACGCCUCCUCAUCUGAUCUGGCCAACUAAAUGUAAAGGAUCGAUUGGUUCCAGCCACCAUGGAUCUCUUUCCCCGGCCCAGCGGAGAAAUCCAGAGAAGAAACCCCCAACAUGACUUUGAACUCAUUCAGAGAGUCGGCAGUGGAACGUACGGAGACGUCUACAAGGCGCGAAACAUUCAAACAGGAGAGCUCGCCGCCGUGAAGAUCAUCAAACUGGAACCAGGAGACGACUUCUCCAUCAUCCAGCAGGAAAUCUUUAUGGUGAAGGAGUGCAUGCACCACAACAUCGUGGCCUACUUCGGGAGUUACCUGUGUCGGGAGAAGCUGUGGAUCUGCAUGGAGUACUGUGGAGGAGGAUCUCUGCAGGACAUUUAUCACGUGACGGGGCCGCUCUCAGAGCUUCAGAUCGCCUACGUCUGCAGAGAGACCAUCCAGGGUCUGGGAUAUCUGCACGCCAAGGGCAAGAUGCACCGAGACAUCAAGGGCGCCAACAUCCUCCUGUCAGACAACGGGGACGUGAAGUUAGCUGACUUUGGAGUCGCCGCCAAAAUAACCGCCACCAUUGCCAAGAGGAAGUCUUUCAUCGGCACGCCAUACUGGAUGGCUCCUGAAGUGGCUGCAGUGGAGAAGAACGGCGGCUACAACCAGCUGUGUGAUAUCUGGGCUGUGGGCAUCACGUCCAUCGAGCUGGGCGAGCUGCAGCCUCCGAUGUUUGACCUUCACCCCAUGAGGGCUUUGUUUCUGAUGUCAAAGAGCAGCUUCCAGCCUCCAAAACUCAAAGACAAAAACAAAUGGUCCACCGCCUUCCAUAACUUUGUUAAAGUGUCUCUGACCAAAAACCCAAAGAAGAGGCCGACUGCAGAGAAGCUCCUCUCGCAUGUGUUCGUGGCUCAGACGGGUUUGACAAGAAGGCUCGCCGUUGAUCUCCUCGAUAAGAUGAACAACCCCGAUAACCACCAGCCCUACAGCGAGGUGGACGAUGACGACCUCGAGCCCCUCUCUGCGGUCAGACACACCAUCCGCUCCACCAACAAGCCGGCCCGGGCCGAGAGGACACGCUCAGAGAUCGACUUCGACAAACUCCAGUUUGAACCUCCGCUCAGGAAGGAAACUGAGGCUCACUCUGAGAUGGAUGUGAGUAAAGAUAACGACUUCCCUUCUCCCUGGAGUCCCUUUGCGGAGGGAGGAAUAACAUCCAGGAGUCUUCUGAAAAGCGUUGAGGACGAGUUGUUCCAACGGGGUCACGUAGCACAUCUGGAGGACGCCUUUGAAGAAGUGGAACUUUCAACUCUGAAGCCUGGGGUGCCUCCUCCUCUGCCCCCGAAGCCACGGUUAAACAGCUCGUCAGAGGAGCUUGGCCUUAAUGACGAGCGCUCUCUGACAGUUCGAAGGUUCCCCAACUCCGAGAACGGACCGAGUCAGGUGUCCCGCAGACAGAGCACACCUGAGCAGGGCAACAAGGUGGAGCACUCGUCUCCAGAUUUCCUCUCUGCUAGCGUCAGCAGCCCUGGCCUUCUAUCUCACGCCUCCGAUCCAGCUCUCAGUACACGUGACUGUAAAGAAAAUGAUUCAGACGGCAGCGUGGACGGAGACAAACCUCUCCCCAACAGACGGAAGGAGAAGAAGGAGUUCCCGAAACCGGCCAUCAACGGUCUGCCGCCGACCCCGAAAGUCCUGAUGGGAGCCUGUUUCUCCAAAGUGUUUGACGGCUGUCCUCUGAAGAUUAACUGUGCCACGUCAUGGAUUCAUCCUGACACCAAAGAUCAGUACCUGAUCUUUGGGACGGAGGAUGGUAUCUAUACGCUGAAUCUAAACGAACUGCAUGAAGCCACCAUGGAGCAGCUGUUCCCCAGGAAGUGCACGUGGCUGUACAUUAUCAACAACAACCUGAUGUCUCUGUCUGGAAAAACCUUCCAGCUCUAUUCCCACAAUCUGAUUGGCCUCUUUGAGCAGCUGAAGAAGCCGGGCCUCGCCGCUCAGUUCCAGACUCACCGCUUCCCAGACAAGAUCUUACCCAGGAGGUUUGCUUUGACGACCAAGAUCCCUGACACAAAGGGCUGUCACAAGUGCUGCAUCGUGAGGAACCCGUACACGGGUCAUAAGUACCUGUGUGGGGCUCUGCAGUCAGGGAUCGUCCUGUUACAGUGGUAUGAACCCAUGCAGAGGUUCAUGCUCAUCAAGCACUUUGACUUCCCCCUGCCCAGCCCUCUGAAGGUGUUUGAGAUGCUGGUGGUUCCAGAGCAGGAGUACCCUCUGGUGUGCGUGGCCAUCAGUCAGGGCACAGAGCCGGGCCAGGUGGUCCGCUUUGAGACCAUCAACCUGAACUCAUGCUCCUCCUGGUUCACUGAGAUGGGAACAAGUCAUCAGCAGGUGGAUGCGAUCCACGUCACCCAGCUGGAGAGAGACACGGUGUUGGUUUGUUUGGACCCCUUUUUUGAACGUGUCUCCUCAGAAAACCUGAAGAUUGUAAAUCUUCAAGGUCGACUGAAGUCCAACAAGAAGCUGGCGUCCGAGCUCAGUUUCGACUUCAGCAUCGGAUCAGUGGUGUGCCUUCAGGACAGCGUGCUCGCCUUCUGGAAACACGGCAUGCAGGGAAAGAGCUUCAAAUCUAAUGAGGUGACUCAGGAGAUCUGUGAUCCCAGCAGAGUGUUCCGCCUCCUCGGAUCAGACAGGGUGGUGGUUUUGGAGAGUCGACCUACAGACAACCCGACGGCCCUGAGUAACCUCUACAUCUUAGCGGGUCAUGAGAACAGUUACUGAGUGUGUUAUGGAGGUCUGAUUUUAGUUACUGAUCCCAGGGUUCAAAGGUCAAAGGGGAGCAGACCAAUGGGAGGCCUUACGACUCACUGACGAGUGAAGAAAGCAGCUCCAUUAAACGUUGUUACUUCUUCUGUGGACGAGUUUGAUUCAAAGUGCCAUAAAAACAGAGACGAGCAGCUGAUUCAUAUUUAUUAACUUCCUGUUAGGGUAUGUUUGAUGUUUCUGUUACUGCUUCUUCCUUUCCUUGCUCGCUCUGCUGCUUCCUCUCUUCAUCUCUCUUUUAGACUCUUUUACUUCCUGAUUUGCACCAUGUAAGCACUUUUGUACAUUUGUAUUUAAAAUAAAACGACAAAAUGAGGGACACAUGCUACUUCUCUGUCUUAACAUCUUUUCCCAAUUGUUUUACUGAAAGCUGUUUUUGUAAUAAAAAUGUGUUAACAAGACA